This is a messenger RNA of Rana temporaria (common frog), 686 nucleotides long. RefSeq names its product gastrula zinc finger protein XlCGF71.1-like. Gene Ontology annotation, molecular function: RNA polymerase II cis-regulatory region sequence-specific DNA binding; DNA-binding transcription factor activity, RNA polymerase II-specific. Gene Ontology annotation, biological process: regulation of transcription by RNA polymerase II. The annotation marks the transcript as partial. The record is from RefSeq and is a predicted model, not a curated record. The transcript has a single exon. NCBI's taxonomy places the organism in Eukaryota, Metazoa, Chordata, Amphibia, Anura, Ranidae.
UUCUUCCAACACAUAAGAGGUUUCCCUGUCCUGAGUGCGGGAAAUGUUUUUCACAAAAGUCACAUCUUUACAGACAUCUGAGGUCUGACACGGGGGAAAAAACAUAUUCCAGUUCUGGGUGUGGAAUUUUUUUUUUAAAAAAAUCAAAAGUUGCCACACAUCAAAUGUGUCACACGGGGGAAAAACCAUAUUUCUGCUCUGAUUGUGGGAAAUGUUUUUCAAGGAAAUCUAAUCUCAACAAACACCAAAGGUCUCACACAGGGGAGAAGCCGUAUUCCUGUCCCGAGUGCGGGAAAUGUUUUUCAGAAAAGGCCAAUCUUUACAAACAUCACAAAAUGCACACGGAUGUGCAGUCAUAUUCCUGUCCUGAGUGCGGGAAAUGUUUUUCACAUAAGUCUAGUCUUAUCACACAUCAGAGAUCUCACACGGGGGAGAAGCCGUAUUCCUGUCCCGAGUGCGGGAAAUGUUUUUCAGAAAAGUCCAGUCUUAUCACACAUCAGAGAUCACACACGGGAGACAAACCGUAUUCCUGUUCUGAGUGUGGGAAAUGUUUUUCAGAUCAGUCCAAUUUUUGCAAACAUCAGAGAUCUCACACGGGGGAGAAGCCGUAUUCCUGUGCUGAGUGCGGGAAAUGUUUUUCACAGAAGUCUAAUCUUAACACACAUCAGAGAUUGCACACGAGGGAG